CAUCAGUUCUUCUGUGGUUUUUGUCUUGUGUGUAAUUUGAGCUUAACCCAAAGCACGAACAGACUCUUGCAAUUCAUUCUUUGUUACUUUCCCUUUCCUUCAUCUCUCUGUGCUCUAUUGCUUCUUGGCCAGACUAAAGUAAUUUGACUUUUGAUUCAAAUUUCUCCAUUUUGAAUCCAGCUUCUCUGUGGCAUGUGCUGUAUAUGUAUGUCUAUGACCUUUUUUCAGUUUUUCCUUUGUUUGGUGAACCAUUUGAGCUUGUUAAUGGGUCUUUGCCUCGUAAAAUUAUUCUGAGAUUUUUGUCGAGUGCAAGUUAACGGUUGUCCUGACAUUGUGAUAGAUCACUGAGAUGAUCACUAUUUCCAGCUGGCAUUUGGAUUUAGUUCCAGGUGUCUUCUGCCCCAAAAUUGGUGGAGUCCGUCCGAGACUACCAUCUCGUAUCAUGAGUUACAAGAGGAGCACAUUCAAAAGUCACCAUUGCAAUCAGCUUGUGUCUAGAAAGGUGCCUGGUAGAAGCGUUACACAUUUAUCUCUAGCUGGUCAUUCUGUCAAAUGUGCUUCAUUUGUCGAAAGAAACUAUCAAUCUAGUGUCAAUAACGAUGAAGAUCCAUUUCUGAUAAACACUAUGAAGCAAGCUAUAAGGGCUGUAAAAUCGAUACUACUAUUUCUGGUUGAGCAGCCAAGUCAGCUGAAGUACAUAGAAUGGCCUGGAUUUCAAAGCACGCUGAAGACUGCAACACUGGCACUUGUUCUAGUUGGGUUGUUUAUCAUUGCUUUAUCGUCGAUUGAUUCUGCCUUGUCUUACAUGUUGGCUCUAUUUUUGCGGAGAACAGCAUGACUCUGGAUAUAUAAGCCUAAUUUCCUGGCUUCAAACAAUCUUGAUGUUUAGACAUUUCCUUCUAAAAUCGAGGAAAUAAAGUCAUAUCAUGAGGUUGACGAACUAAAUGACUAAAAGCCUGAGAACUUCAAGGUUUAAGGGCAAUUGAACUGCUCCAUUGGGUCUUCAAUCUGUAUGCAUUUUGCAAAAUAUUUUAUAAAUGUAGCUAUAUUGAAGUUACUCAUUUGUCAACAAUGAGUAUUGUUGCUAUAACUACAAUAGUUCAUUUUCUUUUUGAUCAUAUAUAUGGUUCUAGAAGUAA
Molecule: messenger RNA, 1139 nt
Organism: Nicotiana tabacum (common tobacco)
Lineage: Eukaryota; Viridiplantae; Streptophyta; Magnoliopsida; Solanales; Solanaceae
Biological process (GO): protein targeting; intracellular protein transport
Cellular component (GO): membrane
Source: RefSeq, a predicted model, not a curated record